Molecule: messenger RNA, 11146 nt
Organism: Zootoca vivipara (common lizard)
Lineage: Eukaryota; Metazoa; Chordata; Lepidosauria; Squamata; Lacertidae
Source: RefSeq, a predicted model, not a curated record
CCCCACCCCGGAACGUGCGCCAGCCCCGCCCCUGCCCCUGGUGCCGGAGCAUGAAGCUCUGCCACAGAGACAGCCCUAUGCUGAACACCUACACUGAUUCAUUUAUACAUCUAUUGAAAAAUUGGGGGAUUUAGUUCCUUAAUGUUUAGCGACCCUCUCUUAUCCUAUCAGAGUUCUGAUGUUACAUACAAACUUCAGAACUUUAAAAUGAACCAAAGAAGACUGAAGCUGACCUCUUUGUGGUUUUCUGUUUUUACAAAAGAAACAAGAUAAAAUGGAGAGGUGGGUAAAACUUCUGCCGCUUCUAGCAGCCACCCUGUACCGUAUCUUUUCCCCCAAGGCUGUGCAAACCAUAUCUGGCCAUCCAGCUUCCUGGCAAUGACUCAAGACCGGUAAACAUCAGUGAAGUCUGCAGCUGUGUGGACUGCAAGGUUAUGAUGCAGUCUCUCUCUCCCUCCCCCCUCCCCCUUUUAUGACUGAAGCAGGAUGGAGAACUGCAGGAAUAAUCUCUCUGUUUACAGGCCAGCACCAAGCAGCCCUAGGAUACGAGUCUGGCAUGCGAGCUUUCAUUUCCCUUUCCUGUUGGCAAGUCAGGGUAUAGUUAUCUAUCCUGAUAGCUUGUUGGGGGGGGGGGGGAGAGUCUGUAAUGACACAGAUAAAUUUUACUUCUGGGCAGCAAUCUGCUACCAGCCUUACAAACCUUGUAGGGCUUAAUCAAAAAGCACGGCCCUAUUGUCCAGAGAUGUUUACUGUCACCUUGUGCUCCUUUCAUGGUGCAUCAAGGAUUGUUCUUCUGCAAAAAGUGGGUGCUUGUGACAAAUGGCACAGGUGUCUCUUAGGGAAGCUGUACCUCUGUGCCAGCACUUCAGAUUCUACCUUACUUUGAAGCCAAAGGCUCUUCAGCUGUGUUACUUUUCAAGAACAGGGAAACAACACUUCUCAGUCCACUGCUCACCUUCAUUCCUAACUUGUUUUAAUAGACUGACCAUCUCCAUUCAUGAGGGAGGUCUCUGGACCUGAUCCUGACCAACUUCUGCCGAAGGCAAAUAGAGGGAGACAGCCCAGCUGUAUUAAGUAUUUUAAUAAGGAGUUCUAGGAAUGGGGGAAGGUGAGCAGAGAAGUUUUUGGAUGUUCACUUAGGGCAACAUACAGGCUGGAAAAGCACUUAGCGCUAGGCCAGGGAAAUCUCUGGAGAAGGUGUAAAAGAGAUUUCCUCUUGCAAGAUGUUCCCUUGUAUACUGAGGAACAAAACAACUUAAUUGAUAAACCAACCUUAAUUGUUGCUUGGCUUUGGAUAUUAUGGACAGAAAGAACCUUCCUUGCUGGGUGGAAGGAGAGAAUCCAUAGCAGACAGCAUAUUUAAGUGGGAGAUGGGUUGGAGCUUAGUUCUGCUACAGUGGUGAAGGUCUGGCUGCAUGUGAGAGAGUGCACCAGUAGCACUCUUAAUGGACCAAGUGUUUAACAAUUUUAAUAUUUCCUCAUUUCCGUAAAAUAAGUGCUUGAUGUCCCCAUUUUAUGAGUAAGCAACUGAGGCAGAGGUUGAGUGAUUGAUUCAGGGCCACCCAGUUGUCUUAACCGAGCAAGUGCAAUUCAUUGUUGGAAAGAGGCUUAUUGUGCUGGUCCCGUGGGUAAUCUGAGAAGCAAGGUCCAGGUCCGAUCCACGGUCCAAAGAGUCAACGUAGAGUCAGUCCGAUGUAGGCGAAGCCGGGCAGGGCAGGAUCUGGCAAGCAGCACUGUUGCUCCCGCAACCUGGGGCGGGGUCUGACUGGCCUUUAUCUCUGAUGGGGUAAUGGCCGGUCCUGAUCCCCUGACGACUCACCACCCUGUCUCUCCCAAAGGUGAGCACUCCUCCUGCGAGUACUCAGGUCUCUCCUUCUCUCAGACCUGAGUCUCUGCAGCUUGGGAGACGCCGGUGGGUUACUAGACCCAGGAGCCGCCUCAGCCUCUCCUGACCCAGUAGGUAAUGGACCAGCUGUCCAUGAUGACUCAGCUGACAGCAAUGAAGUAUUCCCCGCAUCUGGAGCCAGGACAGGCUCAGUCAGGCCCCUGACUUGGCUCAGCUGGUGCCUGUUGCAGGGGAAUCUGUGCAGACUCAGGCUCAUCAGAAUCAGGCCCCAGACUUGGUUCAGCUUAUGUCCAAGGCAGAGGAUCCGGUGCAGACUGCGACUCCUCUGGUUCCGAGCCCGAGCCCGAGUCCCAGGCCAUCACACUUAUUAUUCUUACUUAUUUCAUUUCUACACCACCCUUCAUCCAAAGAUCACAGGUCAGUUUUCAAUAUACUGUAAAAACACAUGCAUACCAUAAUAACAAACAGAAACAAUUCCCCCACCCCACACACAUAUACACAGUUUGAAAGGGAGAAGUAGAACAGAGCAUUCCACAAAUGUUGUGUUGUCACCCUAUGGACCUCUUGUGGAAGAGGCACAGGAAGAAAGGCCUCGGGAGAUGAUUGCACAAUAUGAUUUUAUGAUUGCUUGAUCAUAGUGCUUAUCUAUUCAUCGGCAUAACCAGGAUUUAUAUUGGGGGCAGGAUGGGGGGGAUAGGACCAAGCUAUCUGUGACACGAUUGGUCAGUUAGUUAAGUAUUUUUAUUUACUUGAUGAGGGGGGUCUGUCCCCUGGUUACGCCCAUGUUUCUAUUAUGAUUUGAUGAUAUUGUAAGAUGUUUUAUGAUAUAAUAUUUCACUUUCUUCAAUAAUGUUUUAUUCUGGAUUGUUUUAUUUGAUGUUUUAAUUAAGGUUGCAAACCACUGUGAGGUUUUUUUGUUUUUUGUUUUGCUUAAGAAUAUAAAGUAGCAAAUAAUAAUAAUAAUAGUAAUAAAUAAUAAUAAUAAUAAUAGCCAACAACCCAUACCAGCUGGGGAGGAGCAAAGAGAACGCGCGCCCCCCGCAUCAGGGGUCUGAGAGGCGGGAGCGCGCGGUGGUGGGCGGGGCGCAGGGCCGUGACGCGCGUGUUGUGAAACCCGACCCAGCUUGAGGAGAGGCGGGAUUCCGCCCAGUGCUGCUGCUGUCAGGCUGUUGCGCGGCGCGCGUGGGGACUGUGGAAUUCGCGGCAGCAGCAGAACCAGGAGAGGCGAGAUAUUGGAGGGAGCUGCCUGCCGCUCUUAUCCUUAAUAACGCGGUUCUUCCCUGCUAGCGGCGGCAGCUCCUUGCUGGUGCGUUGCAGGCGGUGCUGCGGUCGGAGCCCCCAGUGUAGGGACUGCGGCGGCGGCGGCGGCGCUGCUGCCGAAGGAGGGAUGGAUGUAGCGUCGGAGUUGUACUACCUGGCCGUCCCGCUGCUCUUCACCGUCUUGGCCGUGAUCCUCGCCUCGGUCUUUGUGAAGCUGAGGACCGGCUCGGAGGGCGACAAAGCGGCGGCUGCCCCGGGAGGAGGCGAGCCCCGAGAGGCCGCUGAGGAGUGCGCUGCGGCAGAGCCGGCGGACGGGGCAGAGGACGGCGAAGCGGGAGCGGAGGAGCCGGGCGCAGCGGGGCUUCCUCGGCUUCAUGAGGAGGGAGGCGGGGAAGUGAAGGGCGAGGGGAGAAGGCGCCGCGAGGAGGAGAUCGGGGCUGCUGAAGAAAAAGGGGACGAGGAGGAGAAAGAGCAGCGCCAGGAGAGAGGCGGCGAGGAGGACGAGGACGCCGCCGACGCCGCCUGUAGGACUGCCCAAGCCGGACAGCAGAGCCACCCGCAGGAGGUCAAGAUCCCCAGCCAGGCGGCGGCGGCGGCGGCUGUCGCUGCCGCUCCGGUGGCGGUAGAAGAAGAGCAGGAGGAAGAGGAGGAGGAAGAAGAGGAGGAAGAAGAAGAGGAGGAGGAGAGCAAGGAAGAAGAUCAGGAAUCAGAAAAUGAGAAACUAGUGGUGAGGGAACCCGAGACUGAAGAUGCAGAUGAACAGUUCUCCUUUAAAUACAGUCCUGGAAAACUGAGAGGAAACCAGUAUAAAACCAUGAUGACCAAAGAAGAAUUUGAAGAGGAACAAAGGAUUGAGCUGACCUCUGACCUCACAUCCCUGUAGCAAGUACCUUAGGUCCUCGGCCACAAACAUUCUUACAAAUCUUUUUGGUAAGGAGACGAUGCUUCUUAGAAUUAGUGGUACCACCUAUAACCUCUGCUAAUGUGAUCUGAAACUAAAGUUGACCAUGUUCCUCCCCCCCCCCCGGUCCCCGCACCUCCCACUUCCCCCCUCCCUCCUCAUAACUAAUGAAUUAGUCUCCUUCCCCUCUGUGCCCCAUUUCAUUUACCAUGAGCACCACAAAUCAAUGUGAUGGAACAGGAUACACCGGCCUUCCCUAGUGGGACAUUCACUGGCCUUUAUUUUCCAUUCUGCGGCUUACUCCUCCUAGGCAGCAGCCAGAAUUAAAAAUAACAAUCAGAUCUCUGAAUCCACAUUCUGACUUCAUUUGAGUACAGCAAACUUGCCUCCCAAAUUUGAAAAUGAACAUUUACAUCAAAUUGCUAUGAGCUGGGCAGAACUUCCUUCCAUUCAGGAUUAGGUAGAGUUUCUGAUUUUAGUAAUAUGGCCGUCUUUUCUGCCUGAAAGAACUGUCCACCCAAAAUGAAAGACAUGCAGCAGGAUGAUAUUACAGUCGUACCUCGGAAGUCAAACGCCUUGCAAGUCAAACGUUUUGGCUUCCGAACACCGCAAACCUGGAAGUCAGUGUUCCGGUUUGCGAACUUCCUUUGGAACCCGAACAUCCGAUGCGGUUUCUGCGGCUUCCGAUUGGCUGCAGGAGCUGCGCCUUGGUUUACGAACAUUUUGGAAGUCAAACAGACUUCCCGAAUGGAUUCCGUUUGACUUCUGAGGUACGACUGUAUCAGUUAGGGGCUGAGAUACAAUCAUUUGCCUAAGGCCAUUUUCUACUCCAGAGCUUGUGCUCUUUUAACUACCGUAGCACCCCCAAAGCUAUGCACAUGCUGAAAUCUCUCCCAUUGACACCAGUGGGGUUUUAUGGUGCUUACCGGAUUGGGCCCUGGGUUUUCAAUAUUGAAAGGUGUUUGCAUUAUAGGACACACUGACCCCAGUCCACUAAUAUCCUUUGCCACAGUUUUGCUGUGUUGUUUACAAUCUAAUAGUUGCAAUUUUGGCUUAAAUCAGCCUUUCCCAACUUGGUGCCCUCUAGGUGUUUUGGACUACAACUCCCAUCAGCCUGAAUCAGCAACGCCAGUGGUCAGGGAUCAUAGGAAGUGUAGUCCAGAAUCUCUGGAGGGCACCAUGUUGGGGACGGCUGCCUUAUGUAGACACUACGCAACAACUACAUCUGGGGCUUAGCUUGCUGUGCAGUCAUGAAAACAAGAGGGUAGUUAUUAAAGGGACCAUUUGCCCAACAGCUCCAGAAAUUCUCAUACUGAAGAACAAGCUUUUCUGAAAAUCAUUAUUGUUUAGCAUUCAUACAGUACUUCCCAAGUGCUCAGAAACAUGCAUUAUCUCAACAAUCCUUGAAACAACCCAGUAAGGAAGAUCAAUAGUAUUCUUGAGAUGGAGAGUAGAGAUGAGAGAAUUGUUUGCCUUUUGAGUCUAUGGUAGAAAUGAGACUUGAACCUAGCCACACAGCUACAGCAGCUCUGGCUUGCUUCUCUGCCUUUAACGUAGGUUUGGCAUCAGCAAGUGAAGCUUUUCAUGUCAUGGAGCUAAUCAGUAUCCACUGCUAAUUGCUCCACAUAAAACUGCUGUUCAAGGGGCAACUAUCUGGGCCAGUUCAAAAUCUGGCAACAGGGAGAAAAUUCAAGGAGUGUCCUGGUCAUGUCAGCUUUCUGAUUUAACCAUUAAAGCACAAACGGAAAAUGUUUCAACACUUCACAUGUAAGGGAUGCGUUUGGAACUCGUUCAAGUCAGAGGCCAAGGAAAUAGGCAGGAACAGCAAAGCUUGAAGGUAGCUGAAGACUAUGGAUUAUGAUCAUGCCAAUGUUUACUCAGCCAGGACAUCAAGCCAAGGUUAAAGCUUUCAAGAUUGCAGCACAAACAGGGAAAGAUACAGCCCCAGGAAUAGAGAGUAAGAACCGAAGAUGAAGGGCAAGCUAUGACAUAGGAUCCAGCAGGGGUCAAGAGCAGUGACAAGCCAAAUGGUAAGAUUAGGGAAGAAGCAAACAAUAGAGGACUGCAAGGAAUCCAGCUGCACUGCAUAGGCUCUGCCUGCCUGGCUCCUCAAUACUUUUUGUCCUCUUGGCUUAGCUCCAUUUCAUAACUUGUCAUGGUAGCUGAGGAUCAGCAUCUGUGUCCAGUGCCAAUUCAAGGGCCCCUAGGGGGCAAGAUGCUCUCCGUGGGCUCCCUUCCCUAAGCGCACCCACCCCUUUCUCCCUCGCCAUUGUUGCCACAACACGCCUUUCCUUUGGGGCCCAACAGGCAACCCUGCCCAAGAGAAUGAGUGCAAGGCAUUGCUGCCCCUUCUCCUUGCUCACUCUAAGAGGGCAGGUGAACAGGCAGCAAGAAGAAACAGCAGCCAGGGAUUGGAAGCAAGCCUCCUGCUGGGGCAUGGGCUUCAGCAAGCGUCCUUGAUGCCAACCUUCUCAGUGUUGCAGAUACCCCAGUAAAAAUCUAUGAAGCUGCCCUGCAGUAAGUGACUAGGUUCUAGGUUGUGGCCAAAGCCUGCAGCCCAGAAGCCGCUUCAAGUGGCAAACUUCCACUUCCACUUAAGUUAGUAGUCCCUUCGGUGUCAAGGGAACAAACCAGCCUAGAAAUGCUCAUGAUUUCAAAUGGGUUCCACAUUCUAUAUUUACGUAUAAAGCAUUACCUUUUCUCCUCUUAUGCACUUCCACCUACCUGCCUAUCUGGAAGUCUAAAGGGUGCAUUUUAGAAACAGCCUCAGUAAGUGAUUUGUGAACUAUACUUUAUGCAUCUCUGGUCAUAUUAGGAGUUAAUCCUGAAGGAUGCAACCAUUCAAAGCAGGAUAUGAUUUUGGACUCUGUCCUUUCCAGUCUUCUAGUUAUUACGCUUCAUUUUUACUCCCCCCCCCCCGGGAAGAGAAUGUGAGAUUCCUGGUGUUGGGGCGCCCUCUGUAGAUCUUGGAAAGCAUCUCUGCAAAAACCCUUCACCUUUUUUUGUAUUAUGGUGGCAUAUCCACACCAGAUUGGAACUGGUUUCUCAACCAGUCCCUCUUCCCAGGGAAACCUUGGCAUUGUAGCUUGAGGGUGGUGGUGAUGGUAGAUGUGGUGGGGACCUUUCAUAGAAUUCUCCUCACCGUGUCUCCAUACUACAAUUCCAAGCCUUCUUUGAGGAAGCCUAGGCAGUUAACAAGGUAUAAACCAACAUAAGUUGUUCUGUGUAGUUAAGCGAGGGUCUAGAAACACAGGUUUUCUUGGUCACCAGAGUAGACUUGUUGAAAUUAAUGACCGUGACUUACUAAUUUCAGCGGGUCUGCUCUGGGCAGGACCUGGGCUGAUACAACCCACAAUAUCUUCUUGUCAUUCCAUAGAUGAGAGAAACGGAGAGUGGGGCCCCCUAGCACUAAGGGUAUGAGCCUAAGCCUAAGGACAAGAAGGUCUGCGGAUGGCCCCUGUGAAAUUUCCAUUUUGAGGUGAAUGUCUGUGUGCACAUUCUUGGCACAGUUUUAGGGUCAGCCAGAGGCGAAGGGCAACAUUCGAGUGUCCCGUGAGUUUUGAAAGAGCGACAAAGGUCAGGAUGCUUUCUGAAUGUCACCCCUCCUGGGAAAUAUCAACAAAGUGCCAUUCUGAUGUAAGCACCAUUUGAUAGUAUCAGGUGCUGUUGUUUCCAGGUACGGACAACCCCAAAGCAGUUUUCUGACGGCCAGACUUAGACAUCAUAGGAAACGUGCAGCUCUGCAUCUAGCUCCACUUCUCUUUCUCUAAUGUGUAGUAGAACGUACCUUGUGUUGUGACAUCAUGAUCUCAUGUUUUCCUACCUCCCAAUUAUGCAGCUUGGGGAAUGAAUAUGAUUUUGGCAUUGCAGAUUGCAGCCUUUAUACGUUCUACUAGACAUUUACGACAGUGGGAAGAUGGAUGCAAGGUGGUUGUGUUUACUCUCACCAAUAGCUGUGUGUUUGCCCUAGUUUAACUCCAAGUGAAGAAGAGGAGAAUGGAGUGGGUGCAGCCCUCCUGCUUGACCUGCCCUUCAUUUAUGAUACAUUGGCCAAAGCUUGCAGCAGAUUUGUGCACAACACUCUGAAACUCAAAAUUCAUACAACAGGAAGAACUCUCAGCUUUGGAUCUAAAUGUUAGUGCUCCACAACCUCUUGGUGAAAUCCCACAGGGUAGGGCAAGAAUUUCCCAUUUGGGGGUCUGCUUGUGUCCUGUUUUUAAGGACAACAUACAAGUUUGUCUUUCUGGACACAAAGCAUCACUGUUGCGUCACUGCAGGCUGCACAAACACGUCAUCAUGAGACAGCUCCUCCGAAUAUGCCAAAAGAAAGAAGCAGUUGCAGAGAAUCAAUCAAAGCAGCUAAGGCGCUUUUGCCAAGUCCCCCUUCCACAAACACAGCUAGGCUUUCCAAGGGGUAGGGAAUACAUUGGAGCAGGUGCCUUUUUGGCCUCUGCCAAUCCUGCUCCCCAGUGCAUGCUUCCCCCCUGUGCUUGCUCCUCCCGUGAUAUCUGCUUGCUGAUUCCUUGUGUGUGUGUAGCCUUGGGAUGGUAAAUACCUUCUCUUCCUGUCGUCAUUUGCCCUUUCGCUGCUUGCCUUGUCCUUCUCCUCCCAGUCCUUUAUCAGCAGCUUUGCUUUCCUGUCCAGCAUGGUGCUUCUUUGGGAUAAGAGAGGCUGGUAAGUUUCUGUUCCUUAUUUUGCUUUUCAUCUUUUGCAGCACGGUAAGAGCACUCAAGGGUGGGGAAGAAGCAGGAAUCUUGAGACCCAAGGUGGCGGGGGCUUACUGCAGUCAGCAUAGCCAUUUCUCUAGAAACUAUAAUUAACCUGCAUGCAAAUUUUCAAAUAAAACCAUUCAUAUAAGGGGGAAUCAUGAGAGAACACCCACUGAAAUUAACAUAGGUGCAUCUAUUUCAAUGGAUCUCCUCUGAGUAUAAUUUAAUUGGAUACAACUCAUGGUGUCUUUUAGCUAGUGGCCCAAAAUUUCUCUUCUUUCCGAUUGUGCUUGGAAGGCAUAGAGAAAACAGAGGGGCAGUGGGAUUGCUGCUUUGAGCUUUGGAAAUUUUCCAUUUCUGCUCAGCUUCUAGUUCUCUCCUGGUCUUUUUGUUCUUUAUCUGUGCCCCACCUGGCAAUCCUUCACAGAAUUUCCUUCUCAUAUCUUCUGUGCUGUACUGAUCCUUCUCCAGGCAGUUGAUGUCAUUCCCCAUCUGCUAACUUAUGCGUGUUUUGCUGUGUCAACAAGUGAUAGGGAAGGGGAUGAAUUGAUUAGGGAGCUGCAGAAAAAUACUGAAUGGGAGAACUGGGAGCCAUCAAGGGACUAUGAUCUCAUAUUCCUCUCCCUACUUGUACAAUAUUUUGGAUCUAUGCCAUGCAAAGUUAGCUAACAUUACAUCAGAUGAAUUGCUUGUAUAGCGACAUGUUAGCUAAUGCAAUUCCUGAUGUCUGUAGUAAAAUCUAAGUAUAUUGGCUUGAUUGGGCUGUUAGUGAAUUGUCCAGAAAUGUGCAUUUUGGGGUGAUCAUGGUUAAAAUAUUUUUUCUGUAUUCCCUAAAAGUGUGGUAUUUAGGUACCCUCCUUUCCCUAUGCAUGGAGAAGAUGCACCAAGAAUUUCAUAGAACUGAAUGUCAUUUUGUUUCCCUAAAACACGAAAGUCAGUGACUGUCCACAAAGCUGGAAUCAAAAAGCAUGUGGAACUCACUUUUGCAUGAUGCUGCUUACAUUGCCAAGCCAACUGAUGCUGACAUUAAUGUUUGUCUUAAGAUUGGGAUGAAUUGUUUCAGCUGAAAUGACAAGGUGAAUAAAAUGCCUUACACAAAUGUAUAUGGCAUCAAGAGAACUGUUGUGUGGCCCAACAGCUGAAAAAGACUUGACAUGACAGGCCGAGGUCAUUAAAUCUGUUGAUCCCAAAGCUACUUUGGGGAAAGGACCAUUUCUGAAGAGUGUAAUGGCAUUCAAAUGCUGUCUGCCUGUCUCUUAAGCCAUUAAGCUCCUUUGACCCAAAUGAGGUAAAAGUGGUUUAAGGGCAGGCACACCAGUUCCUUAAUUAUGUUGACUGCAACCUAGUGGAGCUAUUUCAUGAUCAUUUCCAUUGCUUUAGCCUCAUUAACUUCAGUAAGUCAACACCGGUAUAAAUGAUCUUGGAUUCAUACAUUUUGCUUCUUUUUCUUUUAUUCAAUCUAUAAAAGGGUAACAAUAAACAACUGAGUGUGACUGAACUAUGCUGCCCAUUGUAAAUUAUUAAGAUAUUAUUUCCAGCAUAAAGAAGAUUCUAGCCUGUAUCUUUUUAUACUGGACAAUUGGGUGUAAACUCAUUUCGUCUGAUAUAUAAGACAUGGGUGAGUAUACAUCUUGUCCACUGCUGUCUAUGAUAAAUGGUUACCAGUAUCCAUACUACCUCAACAGCAAACCUUAGCAACCACGUGCUCUCAAAAUAUUUAUGAACCAAGUCAGUUUUUUAUUUUUAUAAAAAAUGUAUGCAGUUGGGGGGGGGCGAGAUAAGGAAAUUAUGCUGGGAUGUGCAUAUUUUUAGGAAAGGGUUUCCAGCAGAAAUGAGAUUGGUUAAAGCUAUGUGCUGCAGUAAUUCCCUCCGUUGCAAGCUCCAGUUUCCUGGGUCAGUAAAAACUGCUUCUGUCAACCACGGAAAGACUAACGCAAAUCCGUAAUGUGUGAGAAGUGCCGGCACCAGCGAUGUAUGGCCUGCCUGAAUCUCUUCGUAGACCUAUAUUAUGAAACAUGCUAUUUGGUCAAAUGACCCACAUUUCUUGGGAUAUCAAAAGGGGGAAAUGUUUGAGGUGGGACACUGAGACAUACUAAUUUGGUUUUACAUGGAUCCUUGCACGUUUUCAGUUUGCAGGGCUAGAACUUGGAAUAUGCCUGGCACAAAAUAAGAGGUUUCUAGGUAUAGUUCUCACUUUCUUGGGCAUAGACUACCCUGCUGCAAAUGAUGAAGCAAAUGCCUUAAACCUUGAGGCACCCCUUCUGCUAAUCACUGUGUGUGUGUGCCUGGGUGGUUCAGAAACUUUCCUUCAAAUUCCCUCCCUAAACUCGGUUCUUUUCCUCCACUUAUCUCAGAAAGUAGUAGUAAGAAAGCAAGCCACAGAAGGCGACAUGACUGAAAUGUAUCCUCUUUAUUUUUCUUCUUGUUUCC